AUGGCCGAUAACCUUCGCAAGAACCUGGGGAAGUCCCAAGUCCAAAACCACAUGUGCGAAGAAGAACAGCGUGCAAGAUCGAGCGAUAAAUUCAGCCACUGGAACCAAGCCCUAGACGCAUAUGCCAAUGGUUGGAAGCGGCCGACCCCCCAGUUCCCAAUCGUCAUCUCCGCCAACAGCCCAAUAUCAACGCCACAGAAACUGAAGGAGAUAGCAGGGCUGGACACCACGUCUGAGGUCAUCGAAACAACCUACACGACCCUUGAUGGGGACCCCGAUCCGAACCACCUUGACGGGAACGGGAAGCCGGCAAAAGUCAGGGUCAGCUUGGUUGGCUGGGACCAGCUACAGACUAUCCGAGGCAAGACUGACUUCGAGCACUUUUCGUUUGUACGGCUUGAAGGGAAGGUUCGCGGGGUGACUCUGGUUACAUCGUUGACCAAAAGUGAUAAAACUUAA
This is a messenger RNA of Diaporthe amygdali, 459 nucleotides long. RefSeq lists its product as uncharacterized. The record is from RefSeq and is a predicted model, not a curated record. Bases 1 to 459 code for a protein of 152 amino acids. Lineage: Eukaryota; Fungi; Ascomycota; Sordariomycetes; Diaporthales; Diaporthaceae. The transcript has a single exon.